Messenger RNA from Durio zibethinus, 1758 nucleotides. Its product is annotated as myb-related protein 308-like. The record is from RefSeq and is a predicted model, not a curated record. NCBI's taxonomy places the organism in Eukaryota, Viridiplantae, Streptophyta, Magnoliopsida, Malvales, Malvaceae.
AAGUUGUACAUGUAUUCUGGUAAAUGUUGUCUGUUGAGUUGGGGGAAAGAUAUUAUGAAAGCUAACUAAAUUAUUAAUCUAAAGUAGUGAAGGUUUGGACAAAGGGCCGAAGGUUUGAAAAAAGUGGGAGAGGAGCAGAGAUCACACUUUGUCUUGCCCACACUUUAAUACCUUACUUUACACCUACCUGAAGGUUACCCACAGUUUAUAUAUAUCUCUUUAACUUGAUAUUAUAUAAGAUUGAUGCUUAUGUCAUCAAGAGAGAUGCCACCAGCCACAGCCACUCACUCAAACCUGUCUCACCAACUCACAUCUAGAAGCAAAAUUAGGGUCAGUCUCUGUUUGUGAGAGUAAUAGUGAAAAGGCUAUAAAACCGCUUCCAAAGUUCUCUGGAAGGGCCGGCCUCAUGUUCCAGCAACGCAAAAAACAAGGCCUCCACGCCAUUUUCAACCCUCACUACUACUUCUAAAUUCUAAAUAUUAGUUAUAUAUUUAUACUAUUUGAAAACAGCAACGUAGGUACUAUAGGACCGCUAGUUUCCACAACUUUGUAAAAGUUUCUUCAACGACUCAAAUGGGACGGUCUCCUUGCUGUGAGAAAGCUCAUACGAACAAAGGUGCAUGGACCAAAGAAGAAGAUGAUCGCCUCAUCGCUUACAUCCGAGCUCAUGGUGAAGGUUGUUGGCGCUCACUCCCUAAAGCUGCUGGCCUUCUUCGCUGUGGCAAAAGUUGUAGGCUUCGCUGGAUCAACUACUUAAGACCUGACCUUAAACGUGGCAAUUUCACUGAAGAAGAAGAUGAGUUCAUUAUCAAGCUGCAUAGCCUUCUUGGUAACAAGUGGUCUCUUAUAGCUGGGAAAUUACCAGGAAGAACAGAUAAUGAGAUAAAGAAUUACUGGAACACACAUAUAAGAAGGAAGCUAUUAAACAGAGGUAUUGAUCCUGCAACUCACAGGCCACUCAAUGAGGCAGCUCAGGAUGUAACAACAAUAUCUUUCAGUGGUGCUAAAGAAGAGAAAGAGAAGGUUAAUAGCCCUAGUGGAUUUGUCAACAAAGAUGAAAAGAUAAUCCCAGUUCAAGAAAGGUGUCCAGACUUGAAUUUGGACCUCAGAAUUAGCCCUCCUUGCGAUCAAACCCAGCCAGAGCCAUUGAAAACUGGAGGGAGGACUCUUUGUUUUGUUUGCAGUUUGGGAGUGAAAAACAGCAAAGACUGCAGUUGCAACAUAGGUACUGCUGGUAGCAGCAGUAGCAACAGCACCAGCAGUAGCAACAGCAAUAGCAACAGUGGUUAUGAUUUCUUAGGCUUGAAAACUGGCUUCUGGGAUUAUAGAAGUUUGGAAAUGGAAUAAAGGGUAUUUGGAUUUUUAACCAGGUAGCUAAACAGAAAUGGAGAGAAAUGACAAGGAGAUUGUCAUUAGUUUUAAAACUAAUCCCUCUAAUUUUCUCUUUAAUUAUCUCUAAUUUGUAUGAUUAUUAGAUCACUAUAUAUAUGUACUAAUAGUACAGGUAAUCAUUAUUGGUGAAUGUUUUUGCAUUGGAUCAUAUACUUUUUCUUUCCUCAAUGUAAAUUUUUUAACUUUCCAAGGGAACGAGGCAGUUCCUUUACACUUUUGUUUUUACCUCUCUUUUCCAAGAAAAAGUAGAGCUUUCUCAGACCUCUAUGAUCAUUGAUCAGAUCUUCAAAAGGGUCAUACCUCUGGCAUAAGAUAGGGAAUGAGGGAGGGAGAUUCUUUUCUCAUAUUUCUUUCAAAUACAAAUGA